This is a messenger RNA of Pseudo-nitzschia multistriata, 2072 nucleotides long. Lineage: Eukaryota; Bacillariophyta; Bacillariophyceae; Bacillariales; Bacillariaceae. The record is from the annotation of a GenBank genome assembly.
GUAAACAGUCAGUACGAGUACCUGUAUGUUGGUAUGGCGGAUGGGAAGCAUCACUGACGCGAGAUGAACGGAUCAGCCGCAGAGUUAGAUUUAGUAUUACGAAGAAUUUCGGAAACGACAGCAACAAAUGGAUUCUAUCGUUGUUGAUUAAUCGUCGCUUUCGUUCUAUAUCUUGUCUUGAUCGCGGUCGGAUCGGAAUGCCCAAGCGUUUGAAUAGACUUUGAACUGAUAGAUACUGUUUGGUUUGAUACCCAAGAAUUGUUGAGAGCAGACAGUGUGUGGUAACAGUAAUAUAAUGGCGAGAAAUUCAACGACGACGACGAUACUGAUGAUUGCCUUUGCCGCUGUGAGUGGAUUCCAGGUGGCGUCCGCAUUUGCUCCCUCUGCAGCGAGAAACACCGCGGCGCGAGCCGCAUCCUAUGUGGCGUUUUCUCGAUUGCAGAAACCGCAGGCAAUGACGCAUCACACAUCGCGCCUUUCCAUGUCGACGGCGACCGACGAAACCUCUUCCCUCGCCACACCCGAGGAAGUCCCCAAGAAGAAGCCCGUCCGACCGGACCGCGUUCUUUCGGGCGUCCAGCCCACGGGAAGCCUGCAUCUCGGAAACUAUUUGGGAGCCAUUGUCCAAUGGGUCGACUUCCAGAACAAAGACCAAUACAACGACGACGGCGAGGUCGUCCCCGUUGAAAAUUUUUUCUGCGUCGUGGAUUUGCACGCGAUCACCAUGCCCCACGAUCCCAAGGAACUCAAGGAGAGCACUCUUUCGAGUGCGGCCUUGUACAUUGCAGCCGGUACGUACAUUUGGGAAUUGGUCCUACACUUAAGCGAGGGCCGUGUUGGUCUCUUUUGCCUUCCUUUCCUUCUAACAGUGCCCGGCACGACCGACUAACAUCUCAUUUAUCGCAUUUGCAUCAAAAAUCGUUUCUCGGCAUCAUCCUUGUCUCCUUUUUCAAUCCGUAUGGAUAUUUUUUUAAAACGACAACAAUCAAAUGAAAAACUACAUCCCAUUCCAACCUUGAAACGAUAAAAAAAAAAUUUUUGAACACAGGCAUCGACCCCGCCAAAUCUAAAAUCUUUGUACAGUCCCACGUUCCGGCCCACUCCGAACUCGCCUGGUUGCUCAACUGCAUCACGCCGAUGAAUUGGUUGGAGCGCAUGAUCCAGUACAAAGAGAAAUCAAAGAAGCAGGGCGAAUCCGUCGGGGUCGGCCUUUUCACCUACCCUAUUCUGAUGGCCGCGGACAUAAUGCUGUACCAAUCCACCAAGGUCCCCGUCGGAGAGGACCAGAGACAGCAUCUUGAGCUGACGCGGGACAUUGUUCGCCGCUUCAACGACCUCUUCUGCAAGGGAAACCAGUACAAAAAGCGCUGCAAGGCCGCGGGCGUGGCCUCCAGGCCGGUCUUUGUCGAACCCGAUGCCAUCAUCCUGAAGGAAGGCGCCCGCGUCAUGAGUCUAACGGAUGGUACCUCCAAGAUGUCUAAGAGCGACCCGUCGGACGCCUCCCGGAUCAACGUCCUGGACGAUCCCAAGACCAUCCGCGACAAGAUCAAGCGGUGCAAGACGGAUUCCUUCGAGGGGAUCGAAUGGGACAAUCCAGAGCGGCCGGAGGCAACCAACCUGCUGAACAUUUAUGCCGCCGUCCAGCCCACCAAGCGGUCCAAGGAGGACAUCCUUGCCGAGGUUGGGGACAUGUCCUGGGGAGAAUUCAAGCCCGUUUUGGCGGAGGCCAUCGUGAACCACCUCAAGCCCAUCCAGGACCGGUACCACGAGGUCCGUUCGGACCCCGCCGCCCUGGAGGCCAUCUUGAAGGAGGGAGCCAAUGCCGCAAACGAGGUGGCAUCCCGCACCCUGUUCAAUACCAAGGUUGCCAUGGGAUUCGUCACCCCGCCAGCGGAAUAAACUUUGCAACGCAAUAUCAUAAUAGCACACCUCGUCUUUCAUACUUUUCUAUGUUUUGUCUACUCUUGAUCUUUCACAACGCUUCAGUGACCCUUUUGUUCGCGUACGUAACAAUCGAAAUUUCACUUCGUGUAGCAAGUCGCUUGAGAAAGAAAUAAUAUUCAUGAUUUCAU